Molecule: messenger RNA, 882 nt
Organism: Parathielavia appendiculata
Lineage: Eukaryota; Fungi; Ascomycota; Sordariomycetes; Sordariales; Chaetomiaceae
Product: CCAAT-binding transcription factor subunit AAB-1-like protein
Exons: 2
Coding region: 1-882 (293 amino acids)
Biological process (GO): regulation of transcription by RNA polymerase II
Cellular component (GO): nucleus; CCAAT-binding factor complex
Molecular function (GO): DNA-binding transcription activator activity, RNA polymerase II-specific; RNA polymerase II cis-regulatory region sequence-specific DNA binding; protein heterodimerization activity
Source: RefSeq, a predicted model, not a curated record
AUGGACCCGCAAAACCCGUCCUCGGCGCAGCACGGCCAGCAGGCCCGGCAGAUGCCCGUUUACGACCUCAGCCUGGGAGGCCAUUACGGUGCCAGCGCAGCGAUCUCCUCUCAAGGCUUCGCGCCAUCCGAGCUCUACACAGGGACAUGGGCCAACGUGCAUCAGGGUCUGACCGGCCAUUACAAGGAUGUUCUUACAGCCUAUUGGCAGCACACGAUCCAACACCUUGAGAGCGACACGCACGACUACAAGAUGCAUCAAUUACCGCUGGCGCGGAUAAAGAAGGUCAUGAAGGCUGAUCCGGAAGUCAAGAUGAUUUCAGCCGAGGCCCCGAUCCUCUUCGCCAAGGGUUGCGACAUCUUCAUCACCGAGCUAACCAUGCGCGCCUGGAUACACGCCGAGGAGAACAAGCGGCGCACCCUUCAGCGGUCCGACAUCGCCUCGGCGCUCGCCAAGUCAGACAUGUUCGAUUUCCUCAUCGACAUUGUCCCCCGCGAGGAAGCGUCGUCCCACGCCAAGCGGACAACCAACCAGGCUACCGCCGCCCAACCCCCUGCCCCGCAGCCCCAGAUCCCGGGCGUUGGCGCCCCUAACCACGCCGGCCAACACCCGAUGGCCGCACCCGAUUACACCCUUGGCGGCCACAACAUGGGCCCCGAAGCCGACUAUCGCCAGCCACAGACGAUGUACCCCGGCCAAGUACAGCCGGGCGCCCCCGCGUAUGGCCAACCUCAAGCCCAGAUGUACAAUGUCGACGACAUGUACGGGUACGGGACGAUGCCUCCCCAGCAGGUAUGUUCAGAGAACCGAGAUGCUGCUUGCUUUGGUUCCAUUGUCCCUUCCUUUGCCAUUCCGCAAGCCACGUUGGAAAUAUCAAGCUAA